GACAAUAAUAUUGACAUUUUGUUUUGGUUUUCAUUCACCAGCUGCUUAUUAUAUUUAUCUAACGAGUAAUCACUUCAUUACAUGCGUUUACUUUAACUAUUAAAGUAAAAUGACUCAUAACUUGAAGAGAGUUCGAUAGUUAAAAUUCAUAACUAACAAAUACUUCUUCGGAAGUGUUCAAAGAGACACGCAAGAUGAAUGAACUGAGUGAUAAUUACAAAUCAGAUUUGGAUUGUGCUGUAUGUUUACAAAAGUGUAACCAUCCAACCCAGUUACCAUGUAGCCAUGUAUUUUGCUUCCUCUGUGUAAAGGGUAUUGCUUUUCAAAGUAAAAAGUGUGCUAUGUGUCGAGCAGUGAUACCAUCCAAUUACUUGGAUAAUCCAAUAUUACUAGGAACAUUGUGUGAAGAACAAGGAAAUACUAAUUCCACUCAAGAAGUGUACCAGUGGUUCUAUGAAGGAAGAAAUGGUUGGUGGAAAUAUGACGAACGUAGUAACUCUGAGUUAGAAGCUGCUUACUCUUCUGGUGAAGCCGACUGUACCCUGCUCUUAGCUGGAACUCUAUAUAACAUAGACUUUCAAAGUAUGACACAGGUUAGGCGAAGCGACCAGACACGGCGGCGUCGGGUGCGACGAGAUACACCUAUGUUUCCUGCAAAAGGAAUAGCUGGCAUAAAGACUGAUGACACAACUACAAGACAAACAAAGAGUGAUGAUGAAGAUGAUGUUAUACUUGUUCCAACUGAAAAUGAAGUUAUUGAAAUAAGUGAUGAGGAAAAUGAGAUGCCAAUUGAGCCUGUUUCAGAGCCACAUGAACAUGUUAAUAAUUUGAUUGACAGUAUCAGGUAAUUCACUUAAGUUCUAUGAGCCUUCAAGAGCCAAACACAAGAGAUCUAGACCAUGAAGAUACCUGAUCAUAGUAUAUUACUCAGCCUACUUAAUUUUUAGACUUCCGUAAAGUUUUUACAUUGUAUGUUAAUACAAUAAAUAUUAUAUUUUUAUUGUUAUAA
Messenger RNA from Trichoplusia ni (cabbage looper), 1009 nucleotides. It is a transcript of the gene Rnf146, whose product is annotated as E3 ubiquitin-protein ligase rnf146. Lineage: Eukaryota; Metazoa; Arthropoda; Insecta; Lepidoptera; Noctuidae. The record is from RefSeq and is a predicted model, not a curated record. Bases 195 to 848 code for a protein of 217 amino acids. Gene Ontology annotation, cellular component: nucleus; cytoplasm. Gene Ontology annotation, biological process: ubiquitin-dependent protein catabolic process; Wnt signaling pathway. The transcript is spliced from 6 exons. Gene Ontology annotation, molecular function: ubiquitin protein ligase activity; zinc ion binding; poly-ADP-D-ribose binding.